Carya illinoinensis is the source of this 2841-nucleotide messenger RNA. RefSeq names its product WD repeat-containing protein 26 homolog. The record is from RefSeq and is a predicted model, not a curated record. Gene Ontology annotation, molecular function: protein binding. The transcript is spliced from 5 exons. Bases 940 to 2685 code for a protein of 581 amino acids. Lineage: Eukaryota; Viridiplantae; Streptophyta; Magnoliopsida; Fagales; Juglandaceae.
UAUUAUUUCUUGAUGCAUUCUUUUUUAUUUUGAGAUUUUUGUUUAUUGUUAAAUUUAUAUUGGCUUGCCUAUAAAUUUUUUUUCUCAUAUAUAUAUGUGUGUGUGUGUCAGAUUGCUUGUUCUUGUUGGGUAUGAUUGCGUUGUAUAGUAGGAUUUCCUUUUUAAUGGGUAUUUUUAUAUGAGAUUUAACUAAUUACUGCUAAGAAGCGUGCAUAUUGCGAUACUAAUUACCUUUCUUGCUAAAUAUUUAGCUCUCAAGAAGAAAUUAACUUUAAAUAUUUGCUUUCUGUGUUCCUUUCAAUAACAAUUGAUUCAUAGCAAUGCGUUUUCUUAAAGUACUUCUGUUCUUUUUAAAGAAUUUGGUUAUUUUUUUGGAAUGUGGAUCAUUCAAUUAAUGGACCAUUUGAUUGUUCAAUUUGGAAUUUCUAUUUAUCUAACUGAGAGUUUUGUGUUAAAUGCCACUGAGAUCAUUGAGUUGACUUGAUGAAAUGUAUUCUCUAAGGCAUGUACUGUAUAUCUCUUUUACUAUUUCAGAGUUUGUACUGUCCGUGGCAUGUGCUUGGGCUUGUAAAUGAUAUUUCACUCAACUAUGCAGUCUAUGAGAUACAAUUAAGGCUUAAAUUGGUUUGUGAACUAUUGGUUGACUUUUAUGCGUAACUUGGAUAAUUGGAUCAGACUUUUCAACGAAAAGUAACUUGUUGCUGGAGAUAUGGGCUCCCUUCCGUCACAUUUGUCUCGGCAAAAACAGAGGUUGCGAAACCCAGCUCAUUUUGGAAAUGCUGGCGCCUUAAACUGGAAUUAAUUUUUCGAAUACUGAGGAGUUACGGUAGAACUGUGGAUGUUCAAGAAAACCAAUUUAAUGAACAUCCAGCUUUGAAUGUGUGUAUAUAGCAUGGACUAUAUAUACUUAUGGAAUAUAUGGGCUGAGGUGCACAUUUCAUGGGAGGUGUAGAAGAUGAAGAACCAGCAACAAAACGCAUGAAAGUUUCUUCUGAAGAAUUGAAAGGUCUUUCCAACGGUUCAUCUUUUAUAGGGCCCGUAUCUGGCUCCUCAAGCAACUUGAUGGCUCGGCCCCUAGCAUCAGAAGGGGAUAAAGAGGUUGUUGGUUCAAAAGGAGUUAUUAAAAGAGAGGAAUUUGUUCGUAUAAUAGCCAAUGCAUUGUACACUCUUGGUUAUAAGAAAAGUGGUGCUCAUCUAGAGGAAGAGUCUGGGAUACCCUUACACUCCUCUGUGGUAAAUCUGUUUAUGCAGCAAAUACUCGAUGGCAAUUGGGAUGAAAGUGUUUCCACUUUGCGCAACAUUGGACUGUUGGAUGAAAGCGUUGUUAAAUCAGCUUCUUUUCUGAUUCUGGAGCACAAGUUUUUUGAACUUUUGGAUGCAGAAAAGGUCAUGGAUGCACUAAACACAUUGAGGACUGAGAUUGCACCUUUAUGCAUCAAUAAGAGUAGAGUUCGCGAACUUUCUUCCUGCAUAGUUUCUCCUUCAAAGUGUAUUCAAGUUGCGUUUCCAGGUAAAGACACUGUGAGGUCAAAGUCUCGCUCAAAGCUACUGGUGGAGUUGCAGAAACUGCUUCCCCCAACAGUUAUGAUACCUGAAAGCAGGUUGGAACAUUUAGUCGAACAAGCGCUUCUUUUGCAAAGAGAUGCUUGCAUUUUUCACAACUCUUUGGAUAAGGAAAUGUCAUUGUACACUGAUCAUCUAUGUGGAAGAGAUCAGAUUCCCUCCCGUACUUCACAGAUAUUGCAAGGACACGGUGAUGAAGUCUGGUUCUUACAAUUUUCACAUAAUGGGAACUUUUUGGCUUCAUCAUCAAAUGAUCGUUCGGCAAUCAUAUGGGAGGUUGAUGUGAAUGGUGGUGUGUCUUUAAAGCAUAGACUCUGUGGCCACCUGAAACCUGUCUGCUCUGCUUCGUGGAGUCCUGAUGAUCAUGAACUACUUACCUGUGGACUGGAGGAGGUUGUCAGGCGCUGGGAUGUUUCUUCUGGCGAGUGCCUCCAUGUUUAUGAGAAAGCUGGCAUUGGCCUUGUGUCCUGUGGAUGGUUUCCAGAUGGCAAAUGGGUAUUCUCUGGCUUCAAUGAUAAGAGUAUUUGUAUGUGGCAACUAGAUGGGAGAGAGCUGGAGUGUUGGAAAGGGCAACGGACUCUUAGGAUAUCUGAUUUGGAAAUAACGAAUGAUGGAAAGCAGAUUAUAAGUAUGUGUAGAGAAACUGCAAUACUCUUACUUGACCGGGAAGCAAACACUGAAAGAUUAAUUGAAGAGGAUCAAACAAUAACCUCGUUUUCAUUAUCGAGGGAUAAUAGGUUUUUGCUGGUUAAUCUUCUGGACCAAGAAAUCCAUCUUUGGGACAUCAAUGGUGACCUCAAGCUUGUUGCCAAGUACAAAGGUCACAAACGCACCCGGUUUGUGAUUAGAUCUUGCUUUGGUGGACUUUCCCAAGCUUUUAUUGCUAGUGGUAGUGAGGACUCACAGGUUUAUAUAUGGCACAGAGAGUCAGGGGAGCUUAUAGAGGCAUUGCCCGGCCAUUCUGGAGCUGUGAAUUGUGUGAGCUGGAAUCCAGUGAACCCCCACAUGUUGGCGUCAGCGAGUGAUGACCACACAAUUCGAAUAUGGGGCCUAAAUGAGCUAACAAUGAAGCGCAAGGAUACUCAUAGUAAUGGGAUCCACCAUUGCAAUGGGGGAAACUGAAAAGAAGUCAUUGGUUGUAUUUUGUUCUUUCUCUGAUCAUUGCUUUUGUGUAAAUACUAAAUACUUCAACAUCGUUGCAAGCAGACAUUUAUCAGACAAGUAUGUGAAUUCUGCAAUAACUUUCUGAUAAUAAAUCCAGCGUUUCAUUUUCUCCAA